AUGUUCGAAGACGGAUCAGUAGAUCCAGUGUACCAGGCAAAGGCACGCGUAUUGAACGCGGCGCUGCAGGAGAUCGGGAUGGGGAAGUACCAGUGGUGGCUGUUUGCCGUCGCAGGCUUCGGCUGGUUCGCCGACAGUUGUUGGCCGCUACUCGGAGGACUGAUCCUGAGCCCGGUGGUGAACGAAUUCCAUUUCAAUGGCCCUUUCCUCUCGUUGGCGCAGAAUAUCGGUCUUUUCGCGGGGGCUAUCUUCUGGGGCUUCGGAUGCGACAUCUGGGGUAGAAGAUUGUCCUUCAACAUCACACUCUUUGUCACUGGUGUCUUCGGACUGGCGGCCGGAGGCUCCCCUAACUUCGUCACUCUGGCCUCUCUCCUGGCCGUCUUGGGACUGGGAGUCGGUGGUAAUAUGCCCAUAGAUUCCGCAGUGUUUCUCGACUUCGUUCCCGGCACACACCAGUACCUGCUCACCGUCCUCUCAAUAUGGUGGUCGAUUGGUCAGCUGGUAUCUGCAUUGAUCGCCUGGCCACUGAUCGCCAACUUCUCCUGCCCUCAAGGCUCCACGACUUGCACGCGCGCCGGCAACAUGGGUUGGCGCUACCUGCUCUUCACACUCGGAGGGAUGACCCUCCUUCUCUGGGCGAUCCGCUUCUUCGUCUUCCCGCUCGAAGAGUCUCCGCGUUUCCUCGUCGGACUCGGGCGGGACGCGGAGGCCGUCGCGGUCGUGCAGCGGGUCGCGGCAUUCAACGGUCGUCAGUCCCACAUUACCGUCGACGAGCUGACGCGCGCUGGUGAAGCCGCCGCCGCCUCUGCGCAGGCGAAGAGCAAGGGGAGCAAGAGCAAGCGCCAGGUUUUGAGCAAGAGCUCGGUCUUUACUACUGAGCAUAUCAAGAGCCUGUUCGAGACCCGCAAGCUGGCGUGGUCGACGAGUCUGCUGAUCGCUCUGUGGGGCAUCAUCGGUCUCGCGUCGACGCUGUACAACAGCUUCCUGCCGUUCAUUCUGGCAAGCCGCGGCACGCAGUUCGGCGACGGCUCAUAUUACAUCACCUACCGCAACCAAGUCAUCCUGGCUGUCAUCGGCGUCCCAGGGGCCUUCCUCGCCGGGUGGGCGGUUGAGCAGCCGUACGUUGGGCGCAAGGGCACCCUUGCGGUUGCAUUAUUCAACGACCCCCUGCUGAAUAAAGGGCUCACGGGCGUUUUUCUGUUCGCGACGACCACCGCCAGGAGCUCCGACGCGCUCCUAGGGUGGAACUGCGGGUACGCCUUCUUCAGCAAUAUCAUGUACGGCGUGCUCUACGCCAUCUCCCCUGAGCUCUUCCCCGCCAAGGACCGCGGGACGGGCAACGGGCUGACGGCCACCGCGACGCGCGUCUUCGGCAUCAUGGCUCCCGUCAUCGCGCUGUACGCGAACCUCCAGACGGCCGUCCCGGUGUACGUCUCGGGGGCGCUCAUCAUCGGAAGCGGAGCCCUCGCGCUGCUGCUUCCGUAUGAGCCGAGGGGCAAGGCGUCGAUUUGA
Dichomitus squalens LYAD-421 SS1 is the source of this 1512-nucleotide messenger RNA. RefSeq names its product MFS general substrate transporter. Gene Ontology annotation, cellular component: membrane. The transcript has 11 exons. Lineage: Eukaryota; Fungi; Basidiomycota; Agaricomycetes; Polyporales; Polyporaceae. Gene Ontology annotation, biological process: transmembrane transport. The record is from RefSeq and is a predicted model, not a curated record. Bases 1 to 1512 code for a protein of 503 amino acids. Gene Ontology annotation, molecular function: transmembrane transporter activity.